Asterias rubens (European starfish) is the source of this 5366-nucleotide messenger RNA. RefSeq lists its product as uncharacterized. Bases 257 to 3802 code for a protein of 1181 amino acids. Lineage: Eukaryota; Metazoa; Echinodermata; Asteroidea; Forcipulatida; Asteriidae. The record is from RefSeq and is a predicted model, not a curated record. The transcript is spliced from 15 exons. Gene Ontology annotation, molecular function: protein binding.
ACACACAGAUAUAUAUAUAUUAUUCAUCGACGAAGAAAACUAGAAACAAAGAUCAGAAAGGAGAGUGGUUUUGUGUGUUUUCUUCAUGGUUUAAUACUUGUGACUGAAAGUAGUGUGUACUAAAACUGUUAAUAAUAAUAAUAAUAUUUAUGGAUGCACAUUAACCGCAAUAUAAAGCAGUGGACUUCUCAUCUAGGCAAAUCACAGGAAAGAUUUUGAAGUAUUCCAAGUAUUCCAUCUCAAUGUUCAUGAAGACAUGAUGAGUGCUGCAGUUAGUUCUGCAGGCUUUAUGAAUUUCGGAGCGAUGCCGUACGAUGACAUCUACCUGGAGGACGCAAGCUCAGAUGAAGAUGAAGCUGAUGAGCACGUCAUGUCCAACUCUCGCAAGCCGCUUAUGUCACCUCGUCGUAAGCGGCCGAGAAUCACAAUGCGGCAGCCGCCUGCAACUGUUAAAGUUCACCCGUUGAUAAAGCGUCGUAUCUUGAGAUGGUGCUACGUGGUUGUCUCUGCACUUUUCAUCAGCCUCAUAGUAUUUAUUCUACUUCGAAUAUCCCAUGAUGCCAUGAAUCGCAACGACGAUCUUCCAGUUGCGUUCCCAGCAGACCAGGAAAUCCACCUCAAUAAAAAGCCACCUUCGUCUCACAAGACCAAACCGAAGAAGCCGAGCAUUGAAGAGACCAUUCUUCCGUGCACUGAUUUUGAAGUUGAAGACGUCUGGAUACAGAAUAUUCCUAAGUUACUGACCGAGACAGCGGUGCGAUUAGUUGAUGUUAACAAAGAUGAUAUCUUGGAUGUUGUUAUGGGAUUCUCUACUGGGGUUACCAGUUAUUUCGGAGACCAGUUCAUCAUGUGUGAUAUUUACUUCAACGGUUCCUCGCCAUGUUUUGGUGGCCUGCUAGCUCUCGACGGCCAAACAGGGAAGGAAUUAUGGCGCCAUUAUGCCUCCAAUGAAAUCUUUGCCGUGAAUUGCAAUGCAGAUAUUGACCAAGAUGGAGUCAAAGACUGUCUUGGGGCAGGAAGAGCAGGGUCUUUUAAACUUGUGAGUGGUGCAUCUGGGCGUGAAAUCUGGAAAUUCAACAACAAGGAACUUCUAGUAUCAAUAAGUAAUUUCUACACAGCUCAAUUUAUUCAAGAUGUUGAUGGAGACGGUAUACAUGACGUCUUAAACAUCCAUGGAGGAGACCCACUCAGAAAACCAGAUGAAGAAGUGACCCAUAGUGGUCUGUUGGUGAUCUUGAGUGGAGCUACGGGUCGAGUGGUGACCUCAAUGCAAGUGCCGGACGGUCAAGAAUCAUAUUACUCCCCACAGGUUUACUAUCAGCAUGGAGGUGUUCAGAUGGUGUUAUUUGGUACUGGAGGUGAAACACAUGGCGGAUCAUUAUGGGUUAUCUCUAUGACAGAUCUCCUUCAGGCCGAUAAUACAAAGGUCAUCAAAAUCUACUCUGACCCAUUUAAAGGAAUAAUGACCCCAGCGACCUUAGCUGACAUCACAGGAGAUGGAGUUGUUGAUAUCGUCAUGGCAAUGUUCAACUCAACAACGGUUGCAUUUGAUGGACAGAGUUUAAUACAGCUUUGGAACUACACCAUGCCUCAAUCAGAAUCCUACAGCACCCCUGCUGCAGCUUUAUUCAAUGAUGACGAUGUUCCUGAUAUCAUGAUUGCUUAUAAUCACGGUCCUGGCUACCCACUCUAUUACUAUUCACAGGUGACGGUUCUGGAUGGCCGUACUGGUCAGCCAAUCCUAGAUGCCCCUAUAAGGACAGCUGGCAGCUCCCAAUCAUCACCACUAGCUAUCUCCAUAGAGGGCAAAGGUCAUGACCUGUUCAUGUACUUCACUCUGGAUUGUCAAGGUCAUGAAGGAGAGAGCUCAGAAUUCCAGUUCUUUCAAGAAGAUAAAUUGGGUAAAGGUGCUAAGAGUCGCUCUGACUUUUGCCAGCAACGAUUCGGCGCCAAGAGUUACACAAGACUUCAGCUUCUGAAUCAACACAUGAAGUCACCAGGAAAGCAGAUCUACAACUCCUUGGAUCGUGUGGAUGUAGAAUACCAGUACAAAAUGAAUUCUAGUCUGCUUGCCAAGGCCUACUUAGACAAGCAUCCCUCAGUACUUGAAGAAGCCAAGGAACUAGCCCUGAAUGGUGAACAUUCACACGAUGGGGGCAGCCAUGAUGAAUCUGGAGCAACCCAUUCUGCUGGUAGGGGAGAUCAACAUGCACCUGGGAGAGUCCACUCCGAGGAGGGGGGUGAUGACACAGAUUCCAAUAACCAAAUGCCAGAAUCUCAGGCCAAGAUGACUGAUCUGCUUGGCUUGAUGACCAAGGAUCGGCAGAACGAGAUCCUGCAGCAGUUGGCCAAGGAGAUGGGAUUAGACGACGUUAGCGAUCUUCCAAUGAUACAAACCCUUCUUAACUCUGAGAGUACGAACAAUGAGCAAGACCUUUACCAACAAGACAUCAAUCAAAAUCUUCCCCAAUCCAAUCCUUAUCAAGAACUUCCAGAUCUAAAGAAUUCUGAUUUACAAAAUAUUUACGACCAAACCUCUGAUGAGCAGCAAAAUCUGCAGAAUUAUCCACAAGAUCGUUCUGACCAACAGCGACCGAGUACAGAGGACGGCUAUCCACGCAAACACUAUCCACAAAACCCUAAUCCACUAAAUCCUGAUGUUGAUAAUCCCAUAGGUAAGCUGGAUACACAUUAUCCAGAUCCACUAAGCCCCUAUGCAGACAAAACCGAUACAGAAAGCGGUGGUCCACAUCGAUCAUAUCCACAAGACUCAUCUGAGGAGGUGGAUUCUACUAGUGGACUAUCCACUAAAACCUUGCAAAGUCUCCUGAAUCAACUACUGGCUGACGAAGAUACAAACAACCCAAAAGAUCAACAACCAGACAUUGAUACUGCGGCUGGAUACUUCAACAACAGGCCAUCGACCGAUCAGAGAUACAACAGCCCCGAUAGGGCAGACCAGACGUGGCGUGAUAAAAUGGACCAGAAAUCUUACUUGGACCAACUUUUAGGUCAACUUGGUGACACUGAUGGAGCGGAACAGCCUGAUGGAAGAUAUGAUGGUUACAGACAGGGUGGCAGACAGGGUGGCAGACAGGGUGGGGGACAGUAUGAUAAAUACAAUGAUAGGGAUCCUGUAGUGGAGCAGAGAGCUAAAUGGUUGGACCAACUCUACGGGGAUGACCAUCCAGUCAGGCGUCAUUUUACACAGAAGAGAGACACAUUGGCCAAUCAGGAUGAAGCUAUUAAGGCAUCAACCAAUAAGAACCAGCGUUUCUCACGUCAUGUUGGUCCGCAUGAUGGUGGUGGCAUUCAGAGGCUGAUAUCCACUGGUAGUCUGGCACCUGUUCUUCCAGGGAGUGGUCUGGCUCCUGGAGAAAGCAUUGAUGUCAUCUUUGCUACUUAUUGGUUCUACCCCUCAGAGUCACAGAUCAUUUUGCCAGAACAGCAGGAGUGUCUUGAUAAAUGGACAGCAAACGAGGCUCAGCGACUGAACCCAAAUAAUGUGUUUUAUGGUUUGGAUCAUGACGCAUACGAACAUAUGGCAUCUGAUGAGUGUCUUGAAAAAGGUUCUAAUAAAGAGAAGCUGCGUGCCAAACUCUCCAGUCUCAGCCCUCUUGACAUCUACCCAUUCAACAGACACACAGGUGAAAUGACAGUAUAUCGAUUAGGACUCAAAUGUCGAUGUGGUAUCACGCCGUCCCCGAACAAACGAUGUAGCAAGGUACUCCCCUACUCGCAGCAGCAGUGGGGUGGCUAUAUGGGCACCUAUGGCAAUGGUCAGUUUCCACCAAGAUCUUAAGUUCAUGUUUUCAAACAAAGGUACUUAACAAAAAUCAAUUGUACAAUUUAUAUUUUUAUUAAGGCUUCCAUGGUAGCACUAGAAGAUAAGAUGUGGUGGGUUAUAAUGUACUGAUGAUUAGACUGUAAAUUAGCACGGGGAAGAAACUUUGUGUCAAGCUUGCAUUUAUGCACAUCAUGCUGGACUAGUUUAUCUAUCAUUCACAGCACUGUGGGUGAUAUAUAAUAAUGAAGUCUUAUAUAGCGCAUGUAUCUACAAAACAAGGUACUCAAGGCGCUGAGUAUAUACAAACUUGAAUGGUGAUAUUGAAUAGUAAGAGGGUUAUCCCUUUGUCAAGACAUUAGACAAAACUGUGUUGGUGCUAAACAUUGGUUGGUAAAGCUACAAGGGCGUUUGUUAACUCAAUUUUGUGUUUUGUGGUUGAAUUAUUUAUAAAAUUCAAGCAGAAAGUAUUCAUAAUUAUUACGCAAAUAAGCAAAGUGCUAGACGGUUAGCCAAUCACAUUGAUGAUUUAAAUAGUCGUCAUAAACUCUGAAAAAUUGACACCUCAAAAUGUAUUCAGUCAUAUUUUGUUUUUUGAAAAAAUUUGUAGCAGAAAAACAAAAAACAUUGUGAAUAUUAACAGGUGUAGGGAGUAAAAUAAUAUCCUGUUUAAAAAUUUGUUAAUGAACUUAUAAUUGAUUUGAUAAUUUCAUUUCCUACAACUCACAGAAACUUAGUUGCAGUACUUUCUCUUUAUAACUCAUGGGAGCUCUUGCCAUUUCUUAGCUUUUGGUCGUAUUAUAUGUAGAUGAUGCAAUGGUAUAGGGUUAGUUGUAUAACCUAAACAAAAAUAAUUUGUUUUUGUUUGGUUGGUUUUGGGAGUGGGAGCAACAAGUCUGUGAUUGUGGCUUUUAAUCUCCCUACCCGAUAGCCAACGCAUUAUUGCUUGAAAUAGCGCCCUCUUGCAGAUUGUCAUUGGCUGUGAUCGUAUGCAAAUGACGGAGGUUAAUCCGCAAGAGGGCGCUUUCUAGGCAAUAAUGCGUUGGCUAUCGGGUAGGGAGACUAAAAAACACGAUCACAGACUUGGAACCAAGUCUACCACCCCUCUGGUUACGACACUGCAUUCAUAUUAUUAUAAACCUUGCCCACCGCACACGGACCGGCUCUGCCCACAGAAAAGACCAUUUUAUUGGAGGUUAGAGACUUGUAAAUUUGUUGCCCAUUUCAUAAGGACUCUUUCUUUUGGAAAAUUAUUGGAUCGCAAAAAUUAGUUUUGCUUUGGACUUCUUUAAUAAGUAUCAAUGAACUAUUUGUGUCUGCACAUUUGAGUAAUAUUCUUGUAUAUAGGAAUAUUGUAUGUAUGCUUUUUGUGAAAUUGUGUUAGCACUUUUUAUUUUUGUAGGCAUUCUGGUUUUGUACUUGGUAAAUUAACAGGGUUUAAAGCAGGGUAUACUUUUGGUAAUUGUCAAAGACAAAUAUGCUGAAUUGCUGAGUCCCCAAAAAUUCCAUAAAUUAACAAACCUGGGAAAAUUUGGACUCAAUUGGUCAUUGAAGUUGCAAGAAAAUGGUGAAAGAAAAACGA